This is a messenger RNA of Leguminivora glycinivorella, 900 nucleotides long. It is a transcript of the gene baf, whose product is annotated as barrier-to-autointegration factor. The record is from RefSeq and is a predicted model, not a curated record. Gene Ontology annotation, molecular function: DNA binding. Lineage: Eukaryota; Metazoa; Arthropoda; Insecta; Lepidoptera; Tortricidae. Bases 290 to 562 code for a protein of 90 amino acids. The transcript has 2 exons.
CGCCACUGUCUUUGCUCAGGGAAGAAAAAUAUACGUAACAAUAUUGGUUCCGAAUUUUUACACUAGCAUCUGAAAAUUAUAAAACAUAACCUUGACUAUUGAUUUGAUUGGUGGAGUGUUGACUAUGACGCAAAUUUAGCGCGCCGUGCUUUGCAAUCCACACGGGCAGUUAACCGAAGUCAAAUUACAAGUUGUUGCCUAAAUCUGUGCAUUGUUUUGCUGUUAAUAAGUUCCGACUGCUGGAUAAAGCCGGAUUUUUGCAACUAAUCAUCGCCACUCAACAAGAACAAUGUCUAGCACAUCACAAAAGCAUCGAAACUUCGUGGCUGAGCCCAUGGGGGAGAAGCCAGUUACAGAUUUAGCCGGCGUGGGGGAAGUCUUAGGGCGCAGGCUCGAAACUGCAGGUUUUGACAAGGCCUAUGUUGUAUUGGGCCAAUUUUUGGUUCUGAAGAAGGAUAAAGAGCUGUUUCAAGAGUGGAUGAAAGAGACCUGCAGCGCUAACUCAAAACAAUCCGCAGACUGUUACCAGUGCUUACAAGAGUGGUGUGAUGAAUUUUUGUAAAUUGACCUUGACUUGGGAUGUCGGACUAAUAUUUUCAUACCUGUAAAUAAUUGGAAAGUAAGCGGUUAUGACUAAUCUAUGCAUUUUUGUAUGUGUUUGUUAACAUGUAAUUUUUUAAUGGAAGUGAACAAAGAAGUAGGUACCUAAACCAGAUAAGAACCAAUCUUAAUAUUGUGAUUUGUUCACUGGAACAUGAAAGAUAACAUUUUUUUAUAUUAAUUUAACAAUAAUUAUUAAUAUUGAUAACAUAAUAUAAUGGUUGCGUAAAUAUUGACAUCUCUUUUAAGAAUACUUGUACUAUUAAUAUUUUUUUAUUAAAAUAAAAACAUAUGUUUGAA